Aspergillus saccharolyticus JOP 1030-1 is the source of this 531-nucleotide messenger RNA. Its product is annotated as ankyrin repeat domain-containing protein. NCBI's taxonomy places the organism in Eukaryota, Fungi, Ascomycota, Eurotiomycetes, Eurotiales, Aspergillaceae. The transcript has a single exon. Gene Ontology annotation, molecular function: protein binding. The annotation marks the transcript as partial. The record is from RefSeq and is a predicted model, not a curated record.
AUGGGGCACUCAGACGUUGUCCAGUGCCUCUUGGAAGACGACCGCAUAAGAUCCAGUGCCUCGCAGCAGGAUAACCAUGGCUGGUCCAUUCUUCACCUAGCCGUUCAUAGUCAAGAUCUGGCCACUAUUCAGGUCCUACUUGACAGCUUUGCUAUCGCAGAACCUUCAGCGCUGGUCGACGAGAAUGGGCUUACUGCGGAAGAAUGGCUAGAUCUCGAGCCAACCAGCUACUUGUACAAAGCCACCAGUAACUUAGCCUUUAGCAAGUCACGCUGCUGCAGAGCCGUCACAGGCCUACGGCAAGCUGUUCUCACCGGCAGUGUUCCUAUGAUCAGACUCCUCCUCAGACUCGGUCACGACGUCAACGGCAUAGAUUCCGGAAGACGGACCGCGCUCUAUUACGCGGUGAAGAAGAGCAUGUUUGCAAUGGUGGACCUUCUCCUCGAUAUGGGUGCAGAUCCCAAUAUCCUCCCCAUGGGACGCAGAUCUUGGAAGGAAUUUGUCGCGGAUGACCGGGUGUUGCGACGGCUC